CGGCCAGCGGCGGCGGUGCGGAGGGCCGGCGUCCUCGUCUUCGUUGUCUCCGGCGACGGCAGGGGCAAGUCGAGGGAGGGCCGGACAGCGAUGGCGCCGCUCUCGUGGCGCCACCACACGCUGCUGCAGGCGCUGCUCUCCCGCGGGCCCCUCUCGGAGCGCGACUUCCACGCCCUUUUCACCGCCAUCUCCGGCGGCAAGAACCCUGCCACUCAUCAGCAACUGUUCAACGAUACACUCCUCAAGAUCAACAAGGAGCUCUCAUACUUGCAGUUUGAGUUACGAGCAUGCAUACACCAGUAUGAUGGUACAGUGUAUUAUGGAGUGGUCAACAACAUUGCUGAUGAAGAAUCAAAACUUGGAUCAAAGUAUUCCGUGCCACAGAUUGCGUUCUACAAGGGAUUGUUGGAAGCAAUAGUUCAUGAAGCUGGAAAUGAUGGGAGCAUAACCAAUAUUGAUGCUCUUAACACGCGGAUCGAUAACCAGGUCGUAAUUGCAGAUGGUUCACAGUCACAUGACAGUCAAUCUCGUCUGCCUACUUCCAUUACUAACUUCUCAUUGUCCCAAAAGGAGAAAACCCUUAAUGAACUCAUACAAGAUCAUUGGCUGUCAUACACUCCCACAGGCAAGAUUGGUCUUGGCAUACGAUCAUUUCUUGAUUUCCGAAGCUGGUUCCACAAUAAUGACAUCCCAUCGUGUGAGGUCUGCAACGAAGCUGGUAUAAAGGCAUCGACGUGUCCUAAUGAGGGAUGCAAUGUAAGAAUUCAUGAGUACUGUUUGGAGAAGAAAUUUUCACAGAGAAAGGCCUCAAUAGCCUGUCGUGGUUGUGGUACCGAAUGGCCUCGGUCGGAGGUUGAAGAUGAUGGUGCUGAGCAAGCUAACGAACCUGAGGAAGAUCAGGUCCCAUCAGCCAAUCGUCGUUCAAGGACUAGAACCAGAGCAGUCAAAUCUGAACUGGUGGAAGAAAAUGAAAGAACAGGCCCAUCAGCGAGGAGGACAAGGAGGAAUUUGAGAAGCUCUAAAUCUGAAGCUGUCGAGGAGGAACGAUCUGCAGGACCUUCACAGCCAACCAGGGCAUCUAAGAGAAGGAAGAACUGAUGAGUUUGUUCUGUUCUUGCCAAUGAGAUUUGCAGGUUCCUUUUGUCAUGUACAGACAGUAGCAUUAGGUAAUCCUUUUGAAGUGGCAGGCAAAGUUGCAACUUAUAGUUCGGGACGAAUAUAUAGCUUUAGGACGCUCUUUUCACUAACUGCUAAAUCUUAUUAGAAGCUUAAUGCUUUCAUUUGACAAAUCAAGCCUGGAUGUGACAACUCAGUUUACUGUUAGGAUGGGCUCUCUUUCAUGUU
Molecule: messenger RNA, 1344 nt
Organism: Oryza brachyantha (malo sina)
Lineage: Eukaryota; Viridiplantae; Streptophyta; Magnoliopsida; Poales; Poaceae
Exons: 7
Coding region: 91-1098 (335 amino acids)
Biological process (GO): DNA damage tolerance; double-strand break repair via homologous recombination
Cellular component (GO): Smc5-Smc6 complex; nucleus
Molecular function (GO): ubiquitin-protein transferase activity
Source: RefSeq, a predicted model, not a curated record